Rosa rugosa (rugosa rose) is the source of this 3175-nucleotide messenger RNA. RefSeq lists its product as uncharacterized. Gene Ontology annotation, biological process: chloroplast organization. Bases 182 to 2632 code for a protein of 816 amino acids. The record is from RefSeq and is a predicted model, not a curated record. NCBI's taxonomy places the organism in Eukaryota, Viridiplantae, Streptophyta, Magnoliopsida, Rosales, Rosaceae. The transcript has 7 exons. Gene Ontology annotation, cellular component: chloroplast outer membrane.
AAGAAGAUCGUGACCUUCAGGGAUGUCAUGGACCUGCCAACAUGUAAUGCUUCUUCACCCAUAAAUCAGGUAUCUAUAUAAUUCCCUUUCAUCGGAAUUUUGUGGUUAGACGUUGCACAAGCUCCUUUAUGCAUUAUGCAAUUUUCAUAAUCUCCCUGCAAUUUUCUGCUUGCAGCUGGUGAUGGGGUUGAUGCUUGAUCUCCAAAAGCUCUACCCUGAAAUUGUACGUCGUAGUCAAUUAUCAGAAAUGAAGGGAGCAUCUACAGAAGAGAUCCUGGCCUCCUUCUGCAAUGCACUGAAAUCUAUUGCAGAUUCAUGGAUGACAAACCAUGACAGGUUGGACAAACUGAGAUAUGAUAUGCCAUCAUUCAAAGAGAAUGCCAAUUGGGACCAACACGUUGGAACCGUGUUGGCAACACUUGAGUGCUUGAUUAAGAUGGCAAGGGACAAGUUUGAUAUGAUGGACGAGGAUGAGCAGAAGAGCAACUGCAGCCCUCGCGGUAACUCAUUUGGGAGAUUCUUAGGCGACACCGAUUCAGAGAGUUACACCUCUAGCUGCCCUUCUCCAAUCACACCAUCCUCUGUCCUUCCUGAGGUGAUAGAUAGUGGUUCCCCCAAAUCUCAAAGGAGAUCGAAAGCUUCUUCCAGAUCACCCGUUCUCUUGACUUUAAGAGUGCAGGCAGUGGGGAAACUCAACCCAAUUGAUGUUAAGCAUUUGUCUCUUCACUUAUCAAAUGAAGGAGCCUCUGAUAAAAGUAACAAAUUGGUUGAUGAACCAUCAAGAGAGACAGUGGAAAGCAGCUCCGAGAAGUCAUCAGAGGAAGAAAACAGAUGUAGCAGCACAAGAGAGGACACAGCAGAGGUCCCAAAUCCAAGUUUGAAUGAGAAUGAUAGCAGAACUGUUAUAAUAGACAACAGAAACUGUGAUGAUGUUGGCAUUUCAACCACAGCCCCUGAAACUUUGGCAGUAGAUAUAACAGAAUUGCCUCCACCCUCACCACCACCAAACCUCACAACAACAAUACCUGUAACUCCACCACCACCACCAUCACUACCCACAUUGCAGCCAAAGGCUGCUGCGGCGCCUCCCUCACCGCCACCACCACCAACACUGCCUGUAUCACCAUCACUGCCCACGUUGCAGCCAACUGUUGCAGCACUACCGCCCCCGCCCCCACCGCCACCACCAACAUUAGCACCACUAAAUGCAGCACCUGCUAGGCGGCCAGCACCACCUCCACCUAAGGCACUGCGAUCAACAAAAGCUGCUCCACCACCAUCACUACCCACAUUGCAGACAAAGGCUGCUGCGACACCCCCCUCACCGCCACUACCACCAACACUGCCUGUACCGCCAUCACUGCCCACGUUGCAGCCAACUGUUGCAGCACCGCCACCGCCACCACCACCACCAACAUUAACACCACUAAAUGCAGCACCUGCUAGGCGGUCACCGCCACCUCCUCCUAAGGUACUGGGAUCAACAAAAGCUGCUCCACCACCGCCACCACCUCUGCCCAUGGCACCAGGAUCAACAGCAGCAGUUCCACCAACCCCACUACUGAUGCCGGUUGCAACUGCAUCUGCUCCACCACCCCCACCACCCUUGCUGCUUGCAAAUGGAGCUGCUCCACCACCCAUGGGGAGGCCUGCAAAUGGAGCUGCUCCACCCCCACCUUCACCCAUGGGGAGGCUGGCAAAUGGAGCUGCUCCGCCCCCACCUCCUGCACUUGGUGGAAGAUCCUUACUUAUGAAAAAAUCAAAUACUAAAUUGAAGAGAUCAUCCCAAAUGGGAAGUCUGUAUCGGACUCUCAAGGGGAAGGUGGAAGGGUCAAGCUUGAAUGGUAAAUCAUCCAAUGGGAGAAAGGGUGGAGCAGCUGGGAGCAGCGCAGCAGGUGGUAAAGGAAUGGCUGAUGCUCUAGCAGAGAUGACAAAGAGAUCAGCAUACUUUCAACAAAUUGAAGAAGAUGUUCAGAAAUAUUCAAAGGCUAUAAUAAAUAUGAGAACUACCCUGAGUUCUUUCCAAACAAAAGACAUGAAUGAGCUGUUAGAGUUCCACAAGAAAGUAGAAUUCAUUCUUGAAAACUUGACUGAUGAGACACAGGUUUUAUCAAGGUUUGAAGGAUUCCCUACAAAAAAGUUAGAAACAAUUAGAGCAGCAGUAGCACUCCACUCAAAGUUAAAUGCAAUGAUCACUGAACUACACAAUUGGAAAAUAGAGGCUCCCCUAGGUCCGCUCCUUGACAAGAUUGAACGUUAUUUCACCAAGAUCAAAGGAGAAAUAGAUAAACUGGAGCGAACAAAGGAUGAAGAAAUUAAGAAAUUUAAGAGUCAAAAUAUCCACUUUGAUUUCAAUAUCCUCAUCCGGAUAAAAGAAGCAAUGGUGGAUGUUUCCUCAGGCUGCAUGGAGCUAGCACUAAAGGAAAGAAGAGAAGCAAAGGACAGUGGAGAGGCACAAACUAUUGGAACCAAAACUGAUAAAAAGCAAUUAAAGAUAUGCAUUAAAAUGCUGUGGAGGGCUUUUCAGUUUGCCUUCAAGGUCUAUACCUUUGCUGGUGGACACGAUGAUCGUGCCGACAUGCUCACAAGAGAACUAGCUACUGAAAUUGAGUCUGACCCCUACCAGCACUGAACCUAACAUCCUUGUUCCCCAUACAUGAUCUAAUAGUACUCCUUAUAACAUAACCAACCAAAAACGGGAAAAAAAAAAACAGAAAAAACAGAAACUGUGGCAUUUGAUCAGAUGCUGAUCGAAGCAUUUUUUGGUGUCGCAACACAUUGUAAAUACUUUGUGUAUUGGAGUUGUGUUUUUGAAUUAGGCCUUAGCUAGAACAACUUCCAGGUUAAUAUUAUAAGAGCUGUAUAUCCUAGUACUUCACAUUGUAAAUACUCUAUGUGAGAUAAAGAUUUUGUAUUUCAUAUAUCAGUUAAUGCAUGUAUGAUAUCAUUCUUGUUCCAUCAAAACACAAUGUUAGCUACAUGACAAAAAAUAAUUCAUCAAUUCUUCAAUAAAUCAUAAAUUUAUAAGAGUACCCAAUCAUCAUGACAUGACCCAAUUUUGGCUACAAAGAUCAAACAAUGCACCAGUAUCCACACCAAAAAAAAAAAACUAAGUUGUAUUCAUAUGAGUUAAGUAUUGAUAAGAAUGAAUAAAAGGGAAGUUGUGGUUGUGAGA